UCAAAUUUUCUCCUCCGUCUCCGAGCCUCUUUCCCAUCCCACCACCUCGAUUUUCCUUCUUCUUCUUCGCUUUCUCCUCUCAGAAAAGGGUCUUCAGUUCCCCUCCUCAGACCCUCACGACCUAUUCUUUCUCCCUCUGAUGCAUGUGGUAUUUAUGGUUGGACUUGGGUUUCUGAUCUCAGGGAGGAACGAAGGAUGGUGAUGGAGAUGGACAACGGGAGGGGAGGGUGAAGGCGGCAGAGGCCACCAACGACACAUGCAUGGCCACGAUCAGCAGGAGCAGAUCCGGAUCUCUCCUCCUGGGGCGAGGACAAGUGAAUGAAGAGAAUUGAAAGGAGAAGAAUCCAGGAGCAGCGAGCAAGAGGUUGAAAUGAGAGGUGACGGAGCAAGAGGGUAGGACCGUAGGAGAGCGGCGGCCGUAGGAGAGCUUUCCUACUGCAUGUUUCUUUCUUUAUUUUACUAGGGUUAGCAAAGAGUGUGGGUUGUGUGUGGGUGAGAUGUUUGGGCCGAGGCCCAGUUGAGGUGAGGCUAUAAGACAUGAGGGUGAG
Molecule: messenger RNA, 548 nt
Organism: Linum tenue
Lineage: Eukaryota; Viridiplantae; Streptophyta; Magnoliopsida; Malpighiales; Linaceae
Source: the annotation of a GenBank genome assembly